Molecule: messenger RNA, 1554 nt
Organism: Penicillium bovifimosum
Lineage: Eukaryota; Fungi; Ascomycota; Eurotiomycetes; Eurotiales; Aspergillaceae
Product: CoA-acylating methylmalonate-semialdehyde dehydrogenase
Exons: 2
Coding region: 1-1554 (517 amino acids)
Biological process (GO): thymine catabolic process; L-valine catabolic process
Cellular component (GO): mitochondrion
Molecular function (GO): malonate-semialdehyde dehydrogenase (acetylating, [NAD(P)+]) activity; methylmalonate-semialdehyde dehydrogenase (acylating, NAD+) activity
Source: RefSeq, a predicted model, not a curated record
AUGGCUUCCGACACAGCACUUCUGACCCUGAAUUAUAAGAGCGGCCACGACAAGCCCGAUACCAUCUAUGAUGCCCAGAACUUCAUCAACAACGAACUCGUAUCGUCCAAAACCACUUCCUGGAUCGAGGUCCAUGACCCUGCAACAAACCAUCUCGUCUCUCGAGUCCCCGAAGCAACCCCCGACGAGUGCAAAGCCGCAGUGAUCGCAGCCCAAAAUGCCUUCCCCGCAUGGCGAGAUACCAGCAUCAUGAAGCGACAAGAGAUGAUCUUCAAGUUGACCCACCUGGUCCGCGAGAAUAUGGAUAACCUAGCACUUUCAAUUGUUACAGAACAAGGCAAGACCUUGGCCGACGCGAAAGGUGACGUUUUGCGCGGAUUGCAGGUGUGCGAGACUGCCUGCGGCAUUACCACGCAGCUUCCCGGCGAGGUCCUCGAGGUGGCCAAAGAUAUGGAGACUCGCUCCUAUCGUCUACCCCUGGGCGUCGUUGCGGCUAUCUGUCCCUUCAAUUUCCCCGCCAUGAUCCCACUAUGGAGUCUCCCUAUCGCCAUCGUCACUGGCAACUGCAUGAUCCUAAAACCAACCGAGCGUGCACCUGGAGCCACAAUGAUCAUCGCCGAGCUCUGCAAGAAAGCCGGUUUCCCACCGGGUGUGGUGAAUGUCAUUCACGGGUCUAAGCCCGCUGUGGACUUCAUCUUGGACGCACCAGAAAUCAAAGCUAUCUCCUUCGUCGGCUCAAAUAAGGUUGGCGAAUAUAUCUAUGACCGCGGCACCGCGAAUGGAAAGCGUGUCCAGGCCAAUCUGGGAGCCAAGAACCACGCAGCCCUUCUCCCAGAUAGCAACAAGAAGCACGCUUUAGGUGCCAUUGCCGGUGCUGCCUUUGGUGCGGCUGGUCAGCGUUGCAUGGCGCUGAGUGUUUUGGUGACGGUUGGUUCGGCUCGUGAAUGGAUCCCCGAGUUGGUUGAGAAUGCCAAGGGAUACCAGGCUGGCAGCGGUUUCAACGCGCGCUCUGAUCUCGGUCCAUUGAUUACUCCCCAAAGCCGUGACCGCUGCAUCGAUCUCAUCACCAGUGCAGAGAAGGAGGGCGCUACCAUUGCCCUAGAUGGUCGGGACUUCAAGCCCGAGGGCUUCCCUAAUGGAAACUGGGUCGGCCCAACCGUUAUCACCGGCGUAAAACCCACAAUGAAAUGCUAUAGGGAAGAAAUCUUCGGUCCUGUACUGCUCUGCAUCGAGGCCGAUACAAUCAACAGCGCAAUCGACCUGAUAAACAGCAACGAAUGGGGCAAUGGCGCAGUCAUCUUCACCCAGUCAGGUUCUAGCGCGACACACUUCCAAAAGCGAGUCGAGGCCGGACAGGUUGGAAUUAACGUUCCCAUUCCCGUCCCUCUUCCGAUGUUCUCUUUUACUGGCAGUAAGCGCAGCGUCGCAGGAACUGGUCUGCUGAACUUCUAUGGCAAGGACGGCCUCCGUUUCUAUACGCAGUGGAAAACUGUUACAUCGCUUUGGAGGACGGAAGAUGCGACUGAGCUUGAGAAACCCACAUCCAUGGUCUGA